AGUCGACUGUGAAUUUCCUUUUCGAUACCCCCGACGUUCCUUGCAAAGCUACCAAUCUUUGAACCUCCGUCAUGCCUCCGCAAACCGUUUCUGGCUCAAUUGGCUCGGCAUGGCGCUCUUUUUGGCAUACCAUGACCUCCAACGAUCGCCAUGCAUCCCACGAUUCACCUUACCGGACAGGCCAGCAUGUUCCCCUCAAUUCGAGCCGCCAUGAUACUCUCACUUCAGUUGCUACUGCGGCAGAUUCUCGUCCCGAUCUUACCUCCCCUUUUGAGGAAGAAGAAAUAUCAAAGACAAACUCUAAUGGCUGGGCUGGUUCCCCAAGAGGUUUAGGCUCACCCAACCGCCCAUACUCACCAGGCAUGCGGUCAUUGGCGUCGCAAUCUAGGAGAUCGAGCGACCAGGCUGGAGGUGCUGAUGGCAUGGGAGAGAUACAAAUGCAAAGUUUCCACGACGGCGCCCCACCACCACCACCAGUUACUCAUUCGUGGAAGAAGAUUGAUCGCUGGACUGAGGACAAUUACCCAGAACUGUUUGAUCAGUUAGGUGAAGGUUGCACACAGAACGAUGUCAAUGAGCUGGAGCACGAACUAGAUAUUAGCUUACCUCUCGAGGUUCGUGAGUCGCUAAUGAUUCAUGACGGCCAAGAGCGCGGCGGCACCCCGACAGGAAUUAUUUUUGGCUGUAUGCUUCUAGAUUGUGAAGAGAUUGUCCAUGAGUGGAGGAACUGGCGAACUGUUGCGGAGGAGUUUUUUUCAACCUCGACUAUCGUCCCACCUCAAAUUCCGUCCAAGGCCUUUGGAGCUUCUUCAUCUUCGGCCGGCCCCUCUCAGCAACAUCAAGCCUCUAACCCGACAUGGAGACAGGAUCUUUUGGAUCGGCAAGAUUCGCAACCGCCUCGCGCAAUCCAGAAAACUUAUGCGCAUCCUGGUUGGGUCCCCCUUGCCCGUGACUGGGGCGGUAACUGCAUUGCUGUCGAUCUUGCUCCAGGUCCAGCAGGCAAAUGGGGUCAAGUUAUUAUCUUUGGACGCGACUACGAUUGCAAGUAUGUGGUAGCUCGAUCAUGGGCGGCGUUCCUUGCGCAGGUUGCGGAUGAUUUUGCCAGCCCGUUUGUGUCUGUAGAGGAAGACUCUGGGGAGCUCAAGUUGAAACCAUUCAGAAAACAGAACGUUGAACCGCCCUAUCUGGAGAUUUUGCGCUGGAGAGUAGAUCAAAGAUUUGGACGACGGCCGCGUCGGAGGUCAGCAAACGGCUUGGGCCUGAAUACGAACGUUGACAAAUCACGGAAUUCCCCUUACGGCAGUCCGGCACCAAGUGAAGAGCGUGGGCGAUCUCCUCAUCGGUUUAGUAGUCGUGCUCAGACACAGAGUCCCAAAACCCCGUUUGCUCUCUCGAGCCCUCUUGCACGAGUGACUGAGGAAGCGUCGAGUCCAGUUACUUCUGUCAGCGAACGCACCCAGGAUUUGACGUUAAAAGAGGUACCAACCAAGGAAUCCGCUGAAGACCUAUUAGAGAUGACCACUCCCGUGGCAACAAAUGAUGCAUCGAAGGAACCUUUGAAGGAUAUCUCUGUCAAUGAAAAGACCUCAAAACAUAGCUCGACUGCAGACGCAACUCCUCUUGAUCUAGAGUCAGAGAAUCUGGGUGAGAUGAAAACAGUGGCGAUCUAAUUAGAUCAGUGACUCGUAUAAUCUUCUCAGACGGCUUUGAUGCAAUUGAACAUUCCCGCAUGGAGUCGACCAUUCUAUAAUGUCUUCCUUUUAUUCCAACUGCGAUAUCCUUUUACGUUAUGAUUGUGCUGUUGUCAAUCAUCCUCCGAAUGAGGGCAUUGUCUUUGCGUUUUAUAGGACUCUGUAUGUUUUUUAUAUCACAGAAUGCGUUGUUCUUUCCUUUUCCUUUUGCAUUCUUAAUGCUUGUAUUAAAAUAUGGUGCUCUCAAUUUCUUAUUUACUUCUUCUUCUUGGUCGGUGUCCUCUUUUCGUCAUAUUUAUUGUAACUGUACGAUCAUGCAGAAUUAGCACUGUUGCAGGCAUUGAGUUGUAUAAUUUACGCAAUGAGAUAGAUUAGUUGACAAGU
Molecule: messenger RNA, 2075 nt
Organism: Talaromyces stipitatus ATCC 10500
Lineage: Eukaryota; Fungi; Ascomycota; Eurotiomycetes; Eurotiales; Trichocomaceae
Product: 1,3-beta-glucan biosynthesis protein, putative
Exons: 2
Coding region: 72-1670 (532 amino acids)
Biological process (GO): cell wall biogenesis; regulation of fungal-type cell wall biogenesis
Cellular component (GO): mating projection tip
Source: RefSeq, a predicted model, not a curated record